AUCAUGUGGUGGGAAGAUCUCCAGAACUUCCUACUGGUGGGCCGACACCUUCCACAAUGGCCUGGCCUCAGAGCUCUCCGCCAUCUCAUUUUUAAUAUUCCACCUCCUGAUGAGGACGACGAGACCGUUGUCACGGCGCCUGGGACCAUUUCCUGUGUACCUACCGCUGGUAAAAAUCGAGUUGCACUCCUAACUAUACUCUCAUCUGCUCUAUUUGCCCGUCUCGCCCGUACAUACAAUCGCAAAAUCAUCGAGAACGCCAUCACUUCCGCACGCAAAGCCUUAUCACUCUCGCCUCCGACAGAUGAUCGCGACGCCGCAUUAUUGUACUCCCUUGCCGAGCUGCUCCUCUGUCGAUUCGAGCUUAUUGGCCGGCCAGCAGACUUGGACCAAUGCAUAGAGUAUGCUCGUGCAGCCGUCUCAUGUUGCCCGCCGGAAUCGCCAGCCCGACCCAUGUCACUGGAUGUGCUCUCGCGAUCGCUGCUCUCUCGAUAUGAGCAUUUAGGCGAAUCUGGUGAUUUGGAGGAAGCGAUCGGACACGCACAGGAAGCCGCUUCCCUUUGCUCUGCGGGACAUCUUGAUUAUCCCCAAGCUCUGGCGACGGUGGCUGCCGGGCUUCUCACUCGUUCCAAAUGUACCGGAAAGCUGGAUGACAUGGCGCAAUCGGUCUCGCUCUCCUAUGAGGCCCUUUCCCACUGCUCUCCCGCAAUGCCCAUUCGCCUUGUACUCCUUGACAUCCUUGUUCCUGCUCUCAUUACCCGCUUUACUCACGAAGGACGGCAAGAGGAUCUAGAGAAAAGUAUUGAAUAUGGAAAUAAAGCGCUCGCACUUUCCCCGCAGGGUCGCCCCGACCGCCCUCUCUCUGUGGUCAACCUGGCCGUUGCGAAAUGGACCCGCUUCGUGUUUGCCAGCAGACGGGAGGACAUAGAGGAUAGUGUUGCCUCUCUCCGCCAAGUCGCCGAACCGCUUUCAUCCGGAGCCACGAUUCGUGCUGUAGCUCUCGGCAGACUAGCAGACGCUCUACGCCACCGCUUUAUGUCUUACGGAGCUCUCGAGGACCUGGAAGAAAGCAUAGUUCUCGGGAAAGAAGCGCUGUCCACCUGCGAUCCGCACGCGCCAAGCCGUGCAAUGAUACUCAACAGCCUGGCCUCCUCAUUCGGUCAGCGCUUCGGAUAUGCUGGAGAGGACGAGGAUUUCAACUUGUCGAUGGAGUACAUUCGGGAAUCUCUUUCCUUAUGCCCACCAGGAGCUGUUUCUCGCCCUGACUUGCUCCUUAACUUGGCAGUAGCGUCGGAGAUUUGGUUCUGCGGAAGCGGGGAAUCAGACGCUCUCACCCAGAGCGUGGGGUCCGCCCGUGCCGCUCUGUUACUUUGUUCGCAUGUACACCCUCACCGACACAGAAUACUGGAGCAGCUUUGGAAGUCUCUCGGGCGUGUCUUUGAACAAACAGGGGAUCUGGAGGACUUGGAACAAUGCAUUAACUAUCUAGAGAUGGCCCUUGCGUCGUUAUCGCAGGAAGCACCACUCCCGCCCUCCGACUUGAUGACAUACGUGAAUACGAUAUCUGCGCUAGCAUCAGCCCUUGCUGAACGAUCCGACUUGACGACAGGUGGCCACCGUGACGACGACCUCAGCAGGAGCGUCGACCUCAGCUACAAAGCGCUUGCGCUUUGUCCUAUAGGCCACCCCAGUCGCUAUCGUGUCAUAGAUAGUUUGGCAUUCGCUCUCAGAAUACGAUUCGGAAUUAAUGGCAAUUUGGACGACUUGGACAAUGCGAUCAUCUACAUGCGCGAAAGUCUCGAAAUAAAAUCCGAUUCACUCGGGUUUCUCAAUCGUCUUUCUACCAUAACGGCUCUGGCGAGCGCUUUGUCCAGUCACUUCCGACUGACACGUCAGCCUGACGACCUCAGAGACAGCAUCAAGUACAGUUACGAAGCUCUGUCGCUGUGUCCGCCGGGGCAUUCGGGCCGUGCUGCCGUUUUAUGGACCCUGUCAUCAUCCUUGGGCGGGCGAUUCAACAUGACGAGACAGUCGGAGGACCUGAACCGCUCCAUCUCCUUUCUUCGCGAGGCGAUAUCCGUGGAUCAAGAUCACAAGUCACCUUAUCACAUGAACUUGUUGAGCGCACUGACGCAGUAUCUUUGCAUCCGGGCGAACGAGAUCCGCCGGGACGCUGAAGCUCGCGCCGAAGACCUCAGAGAAUGCAUGCGGUACAUAGAGGUGGAGCUACAUCUCUGUCCACCUGGAGAUCCUGACCGGAGCGGAGUCAUCCGCCGCUUUGCUCAGUAUCACCUCUGUCAAUACGAACAGACUAGGGACCCUGAGGAUAUGCAGAAAGCUAUCGACCACUUCCGGGAGGCUCUGUCCCUUUCAAACUCCAGCUCCUUGCAUCUAGUCAACAGCUUAGGAAGAGCUCUAAUCGGGCGAUACAGAGCGCUCCAGGCGGUGGAGGACCUUGACGAGUGUAUUGAUCAAGGACACAGGAUGCUGUCGCUCUAUCCUCUGGAACAAGGUCAUCCGGAACAUAUUGAUUUAUUGUACAAUCUUGCAUCUUCUUUGGGUGAAAGACAUGACAAGACCGGGGAUCAAGAGGAUGUGUCCAAUGCUAUCCUCUAUGCCAGAGAGGGCGCGCUCCUCGAAUCAACUGCCUACCGUCUCAGGCAGCUGGACUGUGCAAUAUUGUGGGCACAUCUGGCCCAUGAGAAUGGUCAUCAUUCAGCAAUGGAAGCUUACCACAGGAGCCUUGAACUGUUGCUGCGGGAUCUCGCAAUCACCCCAACACUGGAAAUGCAACACGAGGUGGCUCAAAAUCAGCAAUCUUUGACUUUGGACGCCGCGGCAUACGCAAUAAGCCAGGGAGAUCUCGAACUCGCUGGUCGCAUGCUGGAGGCAGUCAGUACUUCUGCAAAUCCAUUCAUACCCGUCUCAGAUGCUGGUGAACGCUCCGAUUUGUAUGGGCAUAUGCUCGAGACGAAACGCCGCCUGUCGGCCGAGCUAGACGAUGUCAUCGACCAGAUCCGCGCAAAGAUCCCAGGCUUUCUCAGACCGCCCUCCUACGACAGACUUAAGGCGGCUUCGGCAGAGGGACCGGUUAUCAUCGUCAACAGCAGCAGAUUCCGCUCGGAUGCUCUAAUCCUUGGUCCCGGCGAUACUCUCAGCUGCGUCAAGUUGGUCGAUGUCUUUUUCAAGAGGGCCGUCGACUUGGCAAACGACCUGCUGGGGGCCCGCGAGUCCCUGAGCACUGCGCCGAAGAAAUACGACCGAGUCCUGCGCCGGACGCUAGAAGAGCUCGCGGAUCUCGUUGUAGGCCCAGUCGUGGAGAGAUUGAAGGAGCUCGGAGUCAAGAAAGGGUCGCGGAUUUGGUGGUGUCCUACCUUCGCAGUGUCUAUACUGCCGCUGCAUGCCGCGGGCCCAAUCGCAAUGCCAGAGCUGAGGUCCUCCAAAGGCAAAGUAUACCUUCCGGACUUGUAUAUCCCAUCCUACACUCCGACGCUUACUGCGCUGAUUGAAUCCCGAGCGACUGGUGGUGGUCGUCGAGUGAAGCACGAGGGCCUUCUUGGUGUCGCUCUGCUCGACAGGACGCUAGGAGCGGUGGGAAAAGAAGUGGAAGUUCUCCGCGCACACUUCGCGGAUAGUAGCCUAACGCUCGCCAUUGAGAGUCACUGCAACCGUGAGACGGUGACUGCAGGUCUCGUGGAGCGGCCAUGGGUACAUUUCUCCUGCCACGGGACGUUAAAGGCGGGCGAACCUCUCAGCUCAGCGUUCAUCCUUUCUGGAGGCGAGCGGAUCACUCUGCUCGACAUCAUCAAAGCUGGCCUCCACCGUGAUAAUGCAGAACUAGCUGUCUUGUCGGCCUGCCAUACUGCUGAAUGGACACCGGACAGUGCUCUGGACGAGGCACUCAAUCUGGCCGCUGCGAUGCAGUUUUCUGGCUUCAAGAGCGUGGUGGGGACGAUGUGGCAACUGCAGGAUGAGGAUGGGCCGACGUUUGCCAAAGCUUUUUACGACGCGUUGUUUGCAGAGCAACGCGACAAGUCGGAUACGCCCCAAGGAUCAGAGGUCGGAUUCAAGAGGGCUGCGAGGGCAUUGUGCUCAGCUGCGAAAGAGAUGCGGCGAAACGGAGCUAAUCUGGAGAGAUGGGUCAAUUUCGUGCAUAUCGGGGCAUAAAGAAAUCUGUACAGAAUGUGUGUUAGUAAUGAACGCCCUGGGACGGACUGACGCAUACGGAGACCAAGUGCAUUUGAUUCAUCUAGCCUAGCUCUGUGCUAUCACUGAUUGGUACACAUAGC
Molecule: messenger RNA, 4289 nt
Organism: Phanerochaete carnosa HHB-10118-sp
Lineage: Eukaryota; Fungi; Basidiomycota; Agaricomycetes; Polyporales; Phanerochaetaceae
Exons: 6
Coding region: 4-4167 (1387 amino acids)
Molecular function (GO): protein binding
Source: RefSeq, a predicted model, not a curated record